This is a messenger RNA of Camponotus floridanus (Florida carpenter ant), 7682 nucleotides long. RefSeq names its product hydrocephalus-inducing protein-like. Gene Ontology annotation, cellular component: axoneme. The record is from RefSeq and is a predicted model, not a curated record. NCBI's taxonomy places the organism in Eukaryota, Metazoa, Arthropoda, Insecta, Hymenoptera, Formicidae. Gene Ontology annotation, biological process: cilium movement; axonemal central apparatus assembly. The coding region runs from base 1 to 7668 and encodes 2555 amino acids. The transcript is spliced from 34 exons.
AUGUCUGAUUCUAUAAUGAGCAAUUCUUCACAUGUUAACUUAAUUAAUAAACAAGAAAAUAAUGCAGAGAAUUCAAAACGCAAAAAACAUGUUGACAAAACUGAAGAACCAUCAUCGACAUCAUUAAAUACAUCGAUAAUAGAGAAUAAAGAUGCAUUUAGUAUAAAUGCAAUUUUUGAAGUGAUGCUAAAAUCACGAUGGAUUUUGCAACCCAAUGAAACUCAGAGAUUUAAAAUACGAUAUCAACCCGAAGAAAUAGGAACUCAUCAACAAACAUACGCAUUAUCUAUCGUCGAUGGCAAUAAUAUCACCUAUGAUAUCAAUAUCUAUGGCAUCGCAGAUAUUCCGCGAUUGGAUAUGAAUCCUAAUACUAUUUUUUCAAAGGUUCAAGAAACAAAAAUAAACAAUAUAAUAAACCCUACAUAUUUUCUUGAUUCUGAUACUUAUGACUUUGGAUCCUUGUUGGUGUUUCGAAAAGAUAAAAGUGUUCAUCGUCGUGAAGCGGAAUUAAAGUUCUGCAAUAUAUCUAAAGUCGAUGCGAUAGUGUCCUUCUUUUUGGAAGAAAAUAAUCCAGAUAUUUUUAUUAUGGAAUCAGAGAAACUUUAUAUUCAGGCUGGACAAUGUAGGUUGCUAAAAAUAUCUGCAGGUGUUACAAAACUAGAUUCAUUUACUGAUAAGUUGCACAUAUGUAUUGAGAAUAAUCCGCAUAUUGAUACAAUUGAACUUCGAUGUAAUGGCUCAAAAUUGGACAUUGAACUUGACGGCAAACAAUUGUUCUUUAAUCAAGUACUCUUAUAUAGAAAAAAUUUUCUUGCUUGUUUUAUCCGUAAUAGAUCUCCGGUUGAAAUUUUCUGGUAUUUGGAUCCUAAUGAAUUCUUAGAUCCUCAAAUAUCAUUUACACCGAUCAAAGGAAUUGUUAAACCUCAAAGUGAUCAAAAGAUCGAAUUUUGUUAUCACGCAAGCAAAAUUGGAGCGAUCGAAAAUAGCUUAACUUUUAAUGCCUUUUUUCACGAAAAUGAUGUGGAAUCUAUUUUUGUGGAAACUCUCACUUUAUCUGGCGAAACAUACGAUGUUGCUAUCGAUAUUAAUCAUGCAAAUCCAAUUGAUUUAAAGUGCGUAAAGGUUGGCUUCCCUACGAAUGCAAACUUUACAAUAACUAAUCGAGGACAUUACGAAGUUAAAUAUAUUAUUCUUUUGGAAGAGCAAAAUAAAUUGGCUAAAAUCGCAUCAGAUUUGCCUUUAAAAUUGAAAGAAGAUAUUGAAAUUAAUCCUAUUACCGGUUCCAUUCAACCAAAAAAAGAAAUUACAGUACAGAUAACAUUUCUACCAAAGAAUGAAAUUACUCUAAAAGAAUGUCCGAUAUUUCGAUGUCGUCUUUUCGAUAUGAAUAAAGAAACUGCUGUGAUUGCAGAAUUUCCUCUGACAAUCUCCUUAAUUGCAUAUUAUACUAGAUUUCGUGUUUAUCCUUACCCGGAGAUAAAUUUUGCUUCUCUUAGUAUAUGUACUAAAAAAACGAUAUAUCUUAACGUGGAAAAUACUGGAGAAUUUUUACUUUAUUAUUCUAUUGAAGUAGCACCUAUCAAGCAUCCAUCUAUUGUCUACAUGACAGAAACUAAAUUGGAAGAGAUGAUAAAAAAUGAUAAUGAUAAUACGACAGAUAUGUCAACGAAAAAAGAUAAAUUACAAAUUGAUAAGAAAACGCCGGAACCUAAGACUAUGUUAAAAAUUGGUCCUUUUACUAUAACGAAAACCGAAGGGAGCAUUCAGCCAGGAGAAAUCGAUACUAUAACAAUCGAAUGCUAUCCAGAAUGUGUAGGUUCACAAGAAGAAAAAAUAAUGAUUCUCGUGCCUGAUAGUACGCCCGAAAACAGAAAUGGCAAAUUAAUAAAACUAUCCGUUAAUUCUUGCAUACCAAGCAUCGAUUUGCAAGAUCUUGAUGCUAUGUUCCACGAAAAUUACAUUGUUGACUGCAUUGAAGAUUUCAUAUGCCCAAAAGAGAUCGGAGCAUAUACCGUAUUCGUUCGUCAAGAGAAAUGUCUCUAUUUUCGUCACGUCAGUGUGUCACGUACUCAUACGACAUAUUUUGUACUCUAUAAUCGAAACGUGAUACCUGCCGAUGUAGAAUUAAUCUUACUCGCAGAAUCAUUUAUACCAAAAACUGUAAAACCCGACAUUUUUGUAUUGACACCUGAAAGAGAACGUAUUCCGCCGAUGAGUCAUAAAAGAUUUGCAAUUUCAUUUAAUCCGACGUUUAUGGAGACAUGUUAUGCAGUCUUUGAGAUCGCAGUCGAACUUCCACCGCACUUAAGGGAUGAAAAGUUUUUUGUAAAAUUAAUAGGACAAGCUUGUGUACCACAAGUGAUAAUCGUAGAACCACCGAAUGGAAAACGAGAACGAAUUGUUCUAAACCUUGGCCGUACGCUUGUAAAUGAUUCUAAUGAAAAAAAAUUUACUUUUGAAAAUGUCGGUGUGAUUCCAGCUAAAGUGAUUGUCGAGAUUUAUGAGAAUUCAAAUUUUCUUUUUACUCUCAGUUCUUGUGACAGUACAAAAAAUGUGUCAAGUUGGGACUGUGGAACCAAUAUAUUAAAUGAUCGAUGCGUUAUAGUUCAUUUAAUACCCGGAGAAAAGAUUUCAUUCAAAGUAAAGUUUAUGCCGCGAGAAAUUGGCAAGUAUGAAGGUCAAGUGCGACUAUUCAUCACCGAUAAUCCCUACGAAAAUCUAAUAAUUGAUUUAAAGGGCGAAGCAUAUGUAGAAUCAAUUGUAUUAGAAGGACUAGAGCUUACAAAUAUAAAAUGUGAUUUUAAUGAAAGGCAGGAAUCUAACAUCAAGUCGCGAAGAUCGUCAAAGCCAAACAGUACAGUAGAAGCUUUGACACCAACAAUGCCGAUUUCAUUGACGUAUAAAUUGGAUUAUGGAUAUUGCUUUGUCAAUAAGAUAUACAGGAAGAACUUUAAAAUUGUCAAUAGAUCAAUAAAUCAAUACUCACGAUUUCAAUGGAAUGCACACUCCAAUAUUGUCUUUACUCCAUCCAUUGGUCAUCUUCAACCUAUGACUUGCAAGGAAAUUAUUGCAACAUUUUUUUCUUCGGAGCCAGUGCAUUAUAUCGAUACGCGUAUCGAUUGUACGAUCUGCGCGAUUGAACUCGCUGAUUCUUCGAAAAAAUCUUGGGAUGAUCGAGAGACAGAAGUACGAUGGGAGACAAUAAAUCAUGAUGAUGAUGAACAAGAAAUAAACACAGAAACAUUAUCUAGAAAAGCAGUCGAGCCCGUUAAUGAGCCAAGCCACGAAAUUGUACUUGGCACGACGAAAUGCAUCCAAGUAUUACUAAACACGAUCGUGGCAUUCUCCAAGUACUUCUGUCCUAUUAAGGAGAUCAAUUUUAAGGACUCGUUAAUGUUUCAGACGCACGAGCACGUAUUUACUUUUUCGAAUAUUGGCAUCGUCGAUGUAGAAUACAAGUGGCAAAUAAAUAUGGAUGAACAGUAUCCGAUGAGAUUGGCAAAUUAUUCGCAAACUACGCCGAGAUCAAGAGGAAAUAUUCGAUCUAUAGCUAACUCGUCAAUAUAUACGUUUCACGAACGUCAGCGACAUAAUCCAAGUUGCGCAAUGACAGAAAUAGCGGGAAAUAUGAAAUUGAAUCGUCAGCAAGCCCUACCGUCUCGAGAGAGUAUUACCGAGGUAAAACCAACUCCUUGUCACUGCGGUCCAUCUGAUCUCUUCAGCAGUAGUGCCGGAUUGACAGAGAGAAGUAGUGACAGCUGGUUAGAAAGUGAUGACUUGCCAUUUGAAAUUCACCCCGAAAAGGGAACUUUACUACCGGGUGAAUCUAUGGAAUGUACUUUACGAUUCUCUCCCAUGGAUGUAUUUGAUUAUAAAGCUCAUCUUACGUGCAAAAUAGAGAAUCUCGAUCCAGAACUAUCAGAAUUGAUUAUUCCUAUUGCGGGAAGGAGUUUGUUACCGUAUUGCCACUUCGACAUACCGGAAAGUGACUAUCUAUCCGGCAAUAGACGUAAUGCAAAACUGCCAGGACCAAUCGAUUACCAAUCAACCGAUGGAUCUCUUCCGCAAGAUACGAGAGUAAUUGAGUUAAACGUGAUCGGGAUCGGCGAUACUCACGUAAAAAAAUUUCGUAUGAUAAAUCCAACAUCGGAUGAUUACCACUUCGUCUGGAAAGAUCGAACUCGUCGCGUUGAAAGCGAGAUAUCGAAUUUCCACUGCGUAUUUCUGAAAGGAAUCGCUGAACGAGGGAAGCAAGUCGAUUUCGUUUUUACAUUCCUCGCAGAAGAUAUUGGCACUUUUGAAUCUUUCUGGUUAUUCUCCAUUGAAAAAUAUAAUUUAGAAUGUCUCUUUCUGUUUGUCGCGACUGUCAGAGAACCGUCGGUUUGCUGGUCGCUUGUUCACCUGGAAAUGAAACCAACGGUAUUAGGCGUUAAUGUACGAGAAUCGAUAAGCAUAAUCAACAACGAGGAAGUUCAGCUUUCCUUUCAGAUCGCACGAGAUUCUUUAUAUUCUGAAGGACGUGUUCAGAGUUUGAAGAUAAUGCCUAUGAACGGCAUUUUAAGUCCAAAAGACGAACAAGUUUUUUGGAUUGAAUACCAGCCUACAUUUGUGGGCAAAUUUGAUUUUUUUAUAAAAUGCAUUGUGAAAAAAUUGAAAACGCCGUUGACUAUAUUUGUUACAACAAUGACAUAUGAUAUUAUCGUCUCGGUUACAUAUGUGGAUCAAAAUGGUCAAGUCGUGCGACUAAAUCAAAAUGAAGAAAAUAUCAUUGAUUGCGGAAAAAUAAUGUUAAAAGUACCCUUUACUAUCACAUUUGAAAUAACGAAUUCAAGCAAGAUGGCAUUUCAUUAUUCUUGGGAUCUCGGCAUGACACCGGAAAUAAUCAGUAGAAAUAUGUAUAUGAUUGUGAUACAACAAAAGCAGGGUCACGUGGUUAGUGAAUCGCGAUCCAAUUGUUGCCUCAUCAUUACAGCAUUACAAAAAACGAUGAUAAAAGAUCAUCCUAUUCUCUUGAAGAUUUCUAGAGGACCAGUAUAUCGGCUAAUUUUGAAAGCGACUGCUAAUAAACCGAUUUUGGAAUUCAGUUUUAAUCAUUACAAUUUUGGACCUUGUUACAUACGAGACAUCACUGCGGAUGCAUAUCAUAUCGACUUACGUAUUACAAAUUUAGAUGAUAUUCCAUACAUAUUAGAGUGCAAAUUCGAAGAAAAACCACACAUCUCCGCAAAUCUCAAUGCUCUUUCAGAGACAAUAAAUUCUCAAUCAAGUAUCAUUAUUCCGAUAAAAUUUCGUCCUCUGGAACAGCUGCAUUACCGCGACAAUUUACAUUUUAUAAUCAAUUCGACGAUCGAGAAGAAGAUUAUUAUAACUGGUGAAGGAAUUAGAUACAAAAUUCGUUUAGUAAAUUCGCGCGAUAAAUUAGUAGAUCUUGGUAAUUUAUCGAUCAAUAAAGCCAUCAUCAAAAAAGUACCGGUGAUUAACGACGGCCGUGCUCCGCUCGAGUUGAAAUUCGAUCUCAUGAAGAAUCUACCGGGAUAUGAACAAUUUCGCGAACGAAUUAAAAUAUGUCCAAGAAAGAUUAAUGAGGAAAAUUUGAAAAUGGAUCAAACUCGAGCAUCAAUCACUGAAACAAAACGUUCAGACACGUUUGAUACGACUCUUCAGACAAUCGAACCUGAUCUAUCUGAAGUUCUCGAGGUCGAGCCGGCAGAAUCGAUCGUACUUCAAUCGGGAAAGACCGUAAAUGUUAUCGUAAAAUAUAAAUCUAUGCGAAGAAUGCGUCCUUUCGUCGCUAAAGUGGCUUUCCAAACCAAUUCCACGAUUCAGCCAUUAUUUAUCUUGCGUGGAAAUUGCAUAGGAGCGGAAUUCCGUUUAAAUAGAACUUGCGUUUCUUUCGGUAUAAUUGUUCAAGGUUGCCUCAGUGAAGCAAAAGUAGUAUUAUUAAACAUUGGAGAUAUUGGUGCUAGAUUCAAGUGGAACAUAUCAAAAUUACCACGAGAAUUUAGCAUCGUUCCUGCGAUUGGCUAUUGCUCUCCCGGCAUGAACGUCAACUUCAUUGUCAGUUUCCGACCUACUCGACACGACAGUUUGAUCGAGGGCGAUGCAACACUUGAAAUUGAGAAAUAUGGAGUUCUCAGCUUAAAAAUUACCGGAGGUUGCUGCAAACUACCCGACCCAGUUGACACUUUGUUUUUUUCGUGUCGCGUUCGUGAGAAACUAAUAAAAUUUCUAAAUGUCGAGAAUGACAGUGUGACUCCAUGGAAACUAAAGCCAGAAGUCUUCGGUGAUUAUUUCUUUGUUGAUGAGAUCUUACACGUCCCUUCAAAAAAUUUUGCUACUUGUGCAAUUACCUACGCUCCUCUGAUUAUGAACAGCGAGGAUAAUCCUCACAAAGGUACAUUGCUUUUGAAGUUGCCAAAUGACAAAGCACCUUUGAUAUAUUCUCUUCAAGGGUUAAGUCUGGCUCCACAAGUUCUUCAAAGGAUUAUACGUCAGUUUCCUGCAAAGACAAAGUAUACAGAAUUAUUACCUGUCUACAACUGGUUGAGUAAACGGCAACGAUUUGAAUGUAAAAUUGAAGAUUUAGAGAACAAAGCUUCUGUCAAGAGUGUUGAAGUGUAUACUUUGGUUGGUAAUAGCAAGAUAGAUGUGCCAUCAAAUAGUCAGCGAGACUAUCGCGUAGAGUUUUAUUCUUAUAAAAAAUUGGAAUGUAAUUUCAAGAUAACGUUCAUUAAUGAAGAGGGUGAAUAUCAAUUUUAUGAGCUUCAAUACAAUGUUACAAAACCUGAACAAAUCGAAUCGAUUAAAUUGAUUACUUCGGUGCGAUCUCCGGUAUGCCACGUUUUAAGACUCGAUAAUCCACUCAAGGAACAACAUAUAACAUAUACAGCAAAAUGUCAGCAUCCCUGCAUUACAAUUUACGAUAUACCAAAACUUGUGGCACCUUUAUCCAGUGAAAUUAUCGGUAUUGAAUAUCAUCCCAUACAUCCUAGUGAGGAGUCUAUUAUAAACUUAGACGUUAAUUGCGAAGAACUCGGGCUGUUUCCCUAUGAAUUGCGAUUGCGAGCGAUACCGGCACCUGCAGAAAAAAUAACGCGCAUCGUUGCGAUGCUCGGUGCUUCUGCCACUUUCUCUUUGACCGUAAGCAAUUAUGCCACAAAGGAUGCAACAUUUACAAUCGGGGUGAAUAACGAAUGCUUCACAACUCCGAAGAACAUCGAAGUGCCAGCGUUGAAAAGUGCCUCAUUCGAUGUAGUUUAUGAACCUUACGAUAUCGAUAACGUCUCCACUACUUUGAUAGCCACGUCCGAGAUCGCCGGGGAAUUUAUAUUUCCUCUCAUCGGUACAUAUUCGCUACCAAAACCACAAGGGCCAUAUACAACUACUCCCAACACACCGAUUUAUAUACCAUUUAAAAAUAUAUUUAGAGAAACUAAAUCUUUUGAACUUAUCUUGGAUAACGAAACUUUUGUGACGACGACAUCGUUGGCAGAAAUGAAACAGAAACAGAUAAUCAAUAUCGUCGUUCGUUUGAAAGAUGUAUCAAACGAAAAGAGAGAAUUGGAAAAUGACAGCUAUCCAAUAACUGGAAAACUCCUAGUAUAUUGUUCAGAUCCCAAGAUUUCUUACAUCAACUGGAUUUAUUAUUUAAAAGGUGUAUAUGACUGAUAUAUAAAUAUAAA